Molecule: messenger RNA, 861 nt
Organism: Sphenostylis stenocarpa
Lineage: Eukaryota; Viridiplantae; Streptophyta; Magnoliopsida; Fabales; Fabaceae
Source: the annotation of a GenBank genome assembly
AUGAUGCCUGCAACCGCCAUGCCUGAUGACAGCAUUUUGGUAAGGAAAGCAGUGGCGGAGCACAACCCUGAUGGAACAAAAUAUGAUGUCAAGCCAAUUUUCCGUGUUGUCGAGGAUGCUCUUAGACGUUCCACCUUGAGUUCUACAGGUCCUGUUAAUCAUGUCGCUGACAGAAGUCACCAUACUGGCUACUCAGGCAUGCCGGAGGCUCUCUCAGCUAAGAUUGAUGAGAUAUCCUGUGAGAUUACAUACAAGAAUAUCAAUUGUGUAGAUGCACGCUCGAGUACAGUAGCAAUACUAGAGAUGCUUACAAUGUACAAUUGGGAUGUGAAGAUAGUGCUGGCCAUAGCUGCUCUUGCCCUGACCUAUGGUGAAUUUUGGCUGCUUGUUCAUAUCCAUGAUACAUACCAGCAUGCCAAAUCAAAGGAAAUUCUGAAGCAGUUACCCAGUUUCACGGAGAAUGUAGACAUGCUGAAACAGAAACCAACGUAUGAUACCCUCAAAGAUGUAGUUAAGGUCAUAUUAGAGGUGACCAGUUGUAUCAUAAAAUUCCAUGAUUUGGAGACUCAAUACAUUCCGCAAGACAUACAAGGCCACGGCAAUGCCUAUAAUUAUGUCCCGGUUGCUUGCUACUGGACUGUCAGAAGUAUUGUGUCCUGCGCAGCUCAGAUUACCAGCCUCAAUGACAACGAGUAUGUUAACACAUCCAAUAAUCAUCCAUGGUCUGUAGAAAUGAUUUCUGAAUCCAGCAAAGAUCAUAAUCUAAAUGAUAUAAUCAAUAUUCAAAACACUGUUUCAGGGCGCUCACAUCCACCGAUUCUUGGGAGCUAUCCACAUUGGCUUCCAAGCUCAAAAACAUAG